Rotaria sordida is the source of this 4369-nucleotide messenger RNA. Lineage: Eukaryota; Metazoa; Rotifera; Eurotatoria; Philodinida; Philodinidae. The record is from the annotation of a GenBank genome assembly.
AUGCCAACGAAAUUUAUUACUGAAUUUGAACUACGUGCAUCUGGUAUUUUCGGUUAUCACGACGAAUAUUUACUUCGUGCUGUUCAACAAGCUUUAUCCGAUACUGCUCUCACGUGGUUUAUUCAACAACAACAAGCACUAUCAAUUACUACUUGGAAUCAAUUUAAACAAUUAUUUCUUCGACGCUUUCGAACUCCAGAUAAAAUUGAAUCAUUACGUGGUCGAUUACGAAUUUUAUGGCAAAAUGAUAAUGAAUCAACAGCUGAUUAUUUUGAACGACUCAAAGCAUUGAUUUCAGAAAUUGAGCCUGUCAAUUCCACGGACUAUCUUAAACGAAAAUUCUUACAAAAAUUACGCAAAGAUAUACGUGACAAAAUGCCACUUGGUCUUACAUCUUCUUUAUCUGAUUUAGUUCAAAAAGCUAUUGAAAUUGAAACAAAUAUUGUUCAACAAAAAAUUGAUGAUAAACUUCGUGAUGCACAUAAAGAGGAUAAUAUUCACAAACAAAAAUCCAACAUUAUUAAUAAUCUACGAAAUGGUUCUCAAUUUAAUUCAUUACCUUUAUCAAAUUAUAAUGGACAUUCUUCGAAUGAUAAUAAUUAUAAUAAUUCCAAAUCUAAUAAUAAUUUUAAUGACAAUUCACGGACAUUUAUAAAUUCAAACAGAUCACCACCUCAAGCAACUCAAAUGCACAACGACUCUUAUACAUCUCGACAAAUUGUCAAUCGACAUAAAAAGGUAAAAUUUCGUAAUAAUAAUAAAUGGUGUUCAUCUUGUUCCAGUGCAAACCAUACUUGGCUCAACUGUUAUUCCAAUCCAAAUGGUCUUAAUUAUCAAUCUACACCUUAUCGACGUGAACAGCAGCAACACUCACGUCAACAAUCUAUGUUACCACCUCAUUAUUCUCAACAACACCAUUCAACUCAACAACAUCAUCAACCGCCGAAUCAAAAUGAAUUUAUUAACCAACAGCAACCACAACAACAUUACCAACAACCUUCAUCAUCAUCUUAUUUACCAUCUCAAUCUAUAUCAUCCUCAUCUCAAUUUAUUGUUUCUACAUGUAUUAAUACUGAUUCACUUGCUGCAAAUUGUGCUGGUGCAUCUUUGUCUACAACUAAUACUACUAUUACUUCAUCACCUGCCUCUUAUUUAAUAGCUGAAGCUAAAAUUAAUGAUAUACCUGGUGUCGUACUUCUUGAUACAGGAUCUGGUCUUACUAUUAUUAAUUCUCGACAUUGGUCGCUUAUUGGUGAUCAAUCUAUUCCACCAACACCAUACGAUGGUGCUGAUAUUCAUGGUCCUGAAGGUAGUUCUAUUCGUCCUAUAGGAUGGGUGGAAGUUAAAAUUAAUAUUGCCGGUGUUAUUAUUCAGCAUAAAGCUGUUUUAGCUGCAAAUUUUGAACAUUUAAUAUUAUUAGGAAAUGAUUUUAUGAAAAAUAUUGGUCUUGUACUUGAUAUUCAAGCUAAUAAAAUGUGGUUACGUUCACAACCUGAUAUUACCUAUUCAAUUUCAUCUGAUCUUACCAAUAUGGAUCGUAUUGAUAUACCUCUUCUUUCUACCCAAUUACGAACUAUUCCACCAUUUCACAUCGCUUUUAUUCAAGUUCACACACCUUCUUCUAUUUCUUCUGAAGCUUGGCAAGCAUCAGUUACUGGUGUUCGUCGACAUGUUGUCGCUGCUAAUUCCUUAGUUCGCAUUAAAAAUCAAUGUUGUCUUAUUCAAGUUGCCAAUUGUUCAUCAAAAGCUCAAGUAAUUUAUCCCGGUCAACAUUUAGCUGUAGCUGAUUUAUAUGAUGAUGACAUUAAUAAUGAUACAUCAACAUUAUCUUGUUAUAAUUCUUCUACAAACAUGUUUAUUACUAUUCCCAGUGAUCGUGAUAAUAAAAAUAUUGUUCAAUUUAAUUUUAAUGAUACAUCAAACUUAUCUGAUGAUAAAUUAUUUGAUAGUACUUUGCCUAUUAUUCAACCUUCAACUAUCUAUUCUCUUCAUUCAAAUGUUACUUCUGAUGCAUCACCACUUAGUGAUCAUGAUCAUUCAUCAAAAAUUGAUUCAGUUGAAUUUUUAACUGACUUAGAUCUUACAGAUACUGACAUUACUUUAUCUCAAGCUGAACAACUUAAAUCUGUUCUUGCUAAAUAUCAUAAAUGCUUUGAUGAUACACCGGGAUGUACUUCUCUUGUUCAACAUCAUAUUGAUACUGGUAAUACUAAACCAAUCAAAUUACGACCUUAUCGUGUUUCACCUCACCGUAAAGACAUAAUAUCUAAUGAAAUUACAAAAAUGUUAAAUGCCGGUAUUAUUGAACCAUGUAGUGGUCCUUAUGCUGCACCUAUUACAUUACAACCGAAGAAAGAUGGUUCCUUAAGAUUUUGUAUUGAUUAUAGAGAACUUAAUGCUGUUACUGUACGUGAUGUUUAUCCAAUACCUCGAAUUGACGAUACACUUGAUCAAUUACAAUAUGCAAAAUAUUUUUCAUCUAUGGAUCUUCGUUCCGGUUUUUGGCAAAUUGCACUUGAUCCAGAUAGUCGUGACAAAACAGCAUUUAUCUCUCAUGCCGGUUUAUUUCGAUUUCGUGUUAUGCCAUUUGGUUUAACUAAUGCUCCAGCUACCUUUCAACGUCUAAUGGAUUUAGUAUUAGGUGGAUUAAAGUGGUCUUGUGCAUUAGUUUAUCUUGAUGAUAUCAUUGUUUAUUCAUCUUCAUUUGAAGAUCAUUUAAAUCAUCUCGAACUCGUUCUUCAGCAACUACAAAAUAGUGGUUUAACAUUAAAAAUUAAUAAAUGUCAUUUUUGCAAGACUCAUCUCAAAUACCUCGGUCAUAUAGUUUCAAAGGAAGGUAUUCAACCAGAUCCUGAUAAACUUCGUGCUGUUCGUGAAUAUCCUGUUCCGACGAAAUUAAAAGCUGCUCGUUCUUUUCUCGGUCUUACAAGUUAUUAUCGUCGUUUUAUCAAAAAUUAUGCUACAAUUGCUGAACCUUUACUGGCACUUACACGCAAUUCUGAUUCAAAAUCAUUUCAAUGGACUCAAGCCUGUCAAGAUGCAUUUGAAUUACUACGACAACGUCUGAUUGAAGCUCCAAUUAUUUCUUAUCCUCGAUUCGAUCAACCUUUUAUACUACAAUUAGAUGCUUCUGAUGUCGGUAUUUCUGCUAUUCUUGCUCAAAAAUUAGUUGAUAAUGAUAAUGUUACUCGUGAACAUGUUAUUGCUUAUGCUAGCCGUACAUUAUCAUCAACUGAACGAAAAUAUAAUGCAACAGAACGUGAAUGUUUAGCUAUUAUUUAUGGGUGUAAUUAUUAUCGACCAUACCUUGAAGGUACUAGGUUCACUGCUGUCACUGAUCAUAAAGCUCUUAAAUGGCUUCAUUCAACUAAAGAUCUUAAUACUCGGUUAGCACGUUGGGCAAUUCAAAUUGCUGCUUAUGAUAUGGAUAUUCAACAUCGACCUGGUAGUGAGAACGGUCCACCCGAUGCAUUAUCUCGUUAUCCUAUUAAUGUUACUGCUGAUGAUGAUAUUGAAUCUUCAUCUAUUAUUUGUCCAAUUUCAUCUAAUUUUCAUGAUACAAAUUACAAUGGUUUUUUAUCUUCUAUUCCAUCUGAUCCUGGCUCAUUAUUAUUACUUGAUUAUUUUCGACAAAAUUCAUUACCACCAAAUUCAUUAUCAAUUCCAUUAUCUUUACCAUCUAUUACUGGUUCACCAUCUCAUUCAACUAUAGCUAAUCUUCAUUUUGCUGACAAUAUUAAUUUUUAUGAACAAAUUCGUGCUGCUCAAUGGAAUGAUUCUUCUCUUUUACCAUUACUGAAUUUUCUUCAACAUCAAAUUAUACCAACAAUUGAUAAUAUUAAUAAAUUCUACGGUUUAGCACGUUUACAUCGAGUGAUUGAUGGUGCUCUUUAUCGCACAUUUCGUACUCAUUCAUCAUCUCAAGGUCAAGAAUCUAUUAUACCAUUAUCAUCUGAACGUAUACUUCUCGUUAUUCCUGCUUCAGAAGUACUUCGUGUUAUGCAACUUGCUCAUGAUCAUGCUACAGCUGCUCAUCUCGGCCGUCGCAAAACCUUAUCUCGAUUACUCUCACGUGUUUAUUGGCCUCAUAUGCGUCGUGAUGUUGCUAAUUAUGUACGAUCAUGUAUAUUAUGUCAACAAUACAAGCCAACUAAUCAAAAACCAGGUGGUCUCAUGAAACCGAUUAUUGUUUCAGAACCGUGGCACACUGUCGGUAUUGAUAUUACUGGUCCACUACCUAAAACUCGUCGCGGUAAUCGUUUUAUCCUCGUGGUGGUCGAUUAUUUUACAAAAUGGGUAGAACUUUUUCCACUUCAAUCUACUAAAGCAAGUAUUAUAGCACAAUUAUUUCUUGAUGAAGUCAUUUGCA